Messenger RNA from Mesorhabditis spiculigera, 390 nucleotides. The record is from the annotation of a GenBank genome assembly. NCBI's taxonomy places the organism in Eukaryota, Metazoa, Nematoda, Chromadorea, Rhabditida, Rhabditidae.
AUGCACUCGUCGUUGUUCUACUUUGCUGCGUUGGUGACGUUGUCGGCGGCGUUUUGCGGGUCGCUUCUUGGCGGCGGAGGCGGUGGUUGUGGAGGAGGGUGUGGCGGUUGCGGAAGGAAGAAGAGAUCGGCUGAUGUGGAAUGGGCGGGGCUGCACGCGAGCCACGAUGAUAUGCUCUGCAACUCGGCCCACUUGCGCAAUCUCAUAAAUGAGACGAUCAGCACCUCCCCGGACGCCUCGAAGCUGGCGCUGAUGACGCGGCUCCAGGCCGAGGGCGAAAAUCAGGCGGUGAUCAUCUGCUCUGCCGACCCGUUCUCGUACGCGUUGCCGCAACACGCCGAAUAUUGCUCACACGGAAAUGGGUCGAAUAUGUGUCACGUGUUUAUACUU